UUGUCGUCAAGUCCCAUGUAUGGAUUAACUCGACUACAAGAUUUCUCCUUCACCUCAAUUGUUACCUCCUCUAUCUUGCUUGCCUCUACUUCUCUCAUAACAAUGUCAACUGCUUCAAGAACAGUAACAAAGGCUCUCAUACUCCUCUUCACCUCCAUACUCAUCUUUGGCAUCUUCUGGUUCACAUCAAAUAGUACUCAUCAAUUAUCAGCUCUUCAUUUCAACUCUACUCUCUCAAAACUCGUUGCUUUCAUUGAAGGCAAACAGAUCCACCAUGCCAAGCCUCAGAACUCUGAUCGAGUUGUCUCUGUUUCUAAUGGUUUCGAGGAGAAGGACGUGGUGGAGGUGAGUGCGAAGAAUUUUAAUCAGUUCUUGAUGACUAAAAAUCGAUACUUGAUCGUGCAUUUCCAUGCUUGGUGGAGCCCUUUGAGCAGACGACAGAGGCCGGUAUAUGCUACGGCUGCCACAAAACUAAAAGGGGAGGUUGUUCUUGCCAGAGUUGAUGUUACAAGAGAAACCAAGUUUGCAGCAGAGUACAAGAUUGUUGGAUAUCCAUCGCUGUUUUUUUUCGUCAACGGAGUUCAUAUCGAUACACACUACUACAAAAAUAGCAGUGAUGCUAUUGUGGAUUGGGUGAAGGGGAAGAUGGGUUGCCGGAUUUACAACGUGAUGUCAAGAACGGAGGGUGAACGUAUAUUGACAGCGAAAUCUAUGGUUGUUCUGGCAUUCUUUGAUUCUUUUGAGGGUAAAGACGCAGAAGAGCUUGCUGCUGCUUCAGAACUGCAUACCGACGUCAACUUCUACCAAACUGCUAGUGCUGAUAUUGCAAGGAUGUUCAAAAUCCACCCACAACGCAAAUGUCCUGUGCUAAUUGUACUCAAAAAGGAGUCUGGAUUACAAUUACAUAACCAUUUCGAUGGCCAAUUCAUCAGUGGAGAAAUAGCUGAAUUUGUGUCUUUGAAUAAGCAUCCUCUGUCCACUUCCACCGCUAAAAAUGCUCCAGUGUUUUACACUAAUUCAGAGAAACAUCUGCUGCUGCUUCCCGCCGCCCAGAUGGUUGAUGCAGAGGAGGGUAGAGCUUCAUUUUGAAGAGGCUCCAGCAGUGGGCAAGAUCGGGAACAAACAAGAUAUCUGCAGACUUUAUCUACCUAGGAUGUAGGCAUUCCUUUAUGUUAUCUUGGAUAUUAUCAUAAACACUGAAUUCCUAUCCAUAUCUGUGAAUUUCUUUGCAUUUAUGCCUUAAACAAAAUGUCACUGAAAGAAUUCA
Tripterygium wilfordii is the source of this 1267-nucleotide messenger RNA. RefSeq names its product protein disulfide isomerase-like 1-3. The coding region runs from base 16 to 1089 and encodes 357 amino acids. NCBI's taxonomy places the organism in Eukaryota, Viridiplantae, Streptophyta, Magnoliopsida, Celastrales, Celastraceae. The record is from RefSeq and is a predicted model, not a curated record. Gene Ontology annotation, molecular function: protein disulfide isomerase activity. The transcript is spliced from 5 exons. Gene Ontology annotation, biological process: protein folding; response to endoplasmic reticulum stress. Gene Ontology annotation, cellular component: endoplasmic reticulum.